Molecule: messenger RNA, 655 nt
Organism: Jaculus jaculus (lesser Egyptian jerboa)
Lineage: Eukaryota; Metazoa; Chordata; Mammalia; Rodentia; Dipodidae
Gene: Guca1b
Product: guanylate cyclase activator 1B
Exons: 4
Coding region: 1-597 (198 amino acids)
Biological process (GO): visual perception
Cellular component (GO): photoreceptor inner segment; cone photoreceptor outer segment
Molecular function (GO): calcium ion binding; calcium sensitive guanylate cyclase activator activity
Source: RefSeq, a predicted model, not a curated record
AUGGGGCAACAGUUCAGCUGGGAGGAGACAGAGGCGCCUGGCGAGAUGGAUGUGGCUGAGCUCCAGGAGUGGUACAAGAAGUUUGUGGUGGAGUGCCCCAGUGGCACUCUCUUCAUGCACGAGUUUAAGCGCUUCUUCAAGGUCUCGGGCAAUGACGAGGCCACCCAGUACGUGGAGGGCAUGUUCCGAGCCUUCGACAAAAAUGGGGACAACACCAUUGACUUCCUGGAGUACGUGGCCGCCCUGAACCUUGUGCUGAGGGGCACCCUCGAGCACAAGUUGAAGUGGACCUUCAAGAUCUAUGACAAGGACCGCAACGGCUGCAUCGACCGCCUGGAGCUACUGGACAUUGUGGAGGCAAUUUACAAACUGAAGAAAGCUUGCCGGGUGGAGGUGGAGUCGGGACAGCUGUUGACACCCGAGGAGGUCGUGGACAGGAUCUUCCUCCUGGUGGAUGAGAACGGAGACGGCCAGCUGUCUCUGAAUGAGUUCAUUGAAGGUGCCCGUCGGGACAAGUGGGUGAUGAAGAUGUUGCAAAUGGACGUCAAUCCUGGUGGCUGGAUCACGCAGCAGAGGCGGAAAAGUGCCAUGUUCUGAGGGGCUGGGAGUCCUGCCAGGGUCCCUAGCCCCCUUUGAGACUAGUCUCAGUUGUCCA